Molecule: messenger RNA, 1128 nt
Organism: Colletotrichum graminicola M1.001
Lineage: Eukaryota; Fungi; Ascomycota; Sordariomycetes; Glomerellales; Glomerellaceae
Exons: 2
Coding region: 1-1128 (375 amino acids)
Biological process (GO): protein phosphorylation
Cellular component (GO): cytoplasm
Molecular function (GO): ATP binding; protein serine/threonine kinase activity
Source: RefSeq, a predicted model, not a curated record
AUGAUGCCAUUCACAAGCACACAAGAUCAAAUCAGCCGAAAGGGCAUCUUUCACACCAUCCAGGACUAUGUUGGGGGUGAGAAGUGCCUCUCAGAGUUAUACGACAGCUACAGAUACGUCCCAGUAGAUGAUAUCGAUGCGUCGUGUACCAAAAAUGCCACUGUCGUCAAACUUGUAUGCCUCAACUUCUCCCAGAAGAGAAAGCUGAAGAAAUUUGCAGCAGAUGAGAUCUGGUUGUCUAGGGACGCCUGUUGCCGAACCAUCGUGAGAUGUUUUGACUACCUCCCAGCUAUCAACGCCAUCGUCACCGAGCAACGCCCCCGAGACGGCGCAAUCCACCCGGCACGAGACCGCUUCGAGGAUUCGGCUAUCCUCGACAUCUCCUGGGAUCUGCUCCUCGCUCUCGCCUACCUCCAUGCCCGCGGCAUCGCCCACGGAGAUGUCCGGCCGCGGAACGUCAUCCCAUUCCCCUCGUACCCCCGUCGCGACCGCCACAAGCUCUUCGGCCACGGCCUCGUCCCGGACGUCAUCGGCCACUGGCCCAAGGACGACGGCUACACGGCGCCCGAGUUCCUCGUCGAGAACGCCGAGAUGCGCAAAAGGGGGAAGGAGGGUAGGGGGGCGGUGAAGCCGACCUUCGCGUCGGACAUCUGGCAGCUCGGCAUGCUUCUCUGGCACUGCCACCGCUACGGCUCCCACUGGGACUCCGAGACGCCGCCGUGGCGGAGGAACAGCUGGCAGUCCGAGGUCCUCGUCCAGCCCGACCUCGCGCCGACGUCGGGGGCUUCCAUGAAGGGGAUCAGGCCGCUGGCAUUCAGAGCCAAGGGCUGCGAGGACCCAAGCCACACCUGGUUGCAGCAGUUGUUGAGCAACAUGCUCGACGAGGACCCCCUCGCGCGAUCGAGUGCGAUGGGGCUACUUCGGCAGAUGCAGAGCCAGAGGUACCACGCCGUCGAGAGGAAGGAGUUGGAGGAGGACGUGGAGGAUAUGAAAGAUGCCGUGCAGACUGCGAAAAAGGAGAUCUGGGAGAGAAGCCCCCUCGGGAAGGCGGUAUUGGGAGUGAGGCGGGCGCGGGUGGAGUUCGUCAGGUUCAUCUUCCUCAUUGCUCUCCUGUUUCAUUUGGUGUAG